This is a messenger RNA of Lampris incognitus (smalleye Pacific opah), 2274 nucleotides long. RefSeq names its product RNA 5'-phosphate and 3'-OH ligase 1 (gene rlig1). Gene Ontology annotation, molecular function: RNA ligase (ATP) activity. Gene Ontology annotation, biological process: response to reactive oxygen species. The transcript has 7 exons. NCBI's taxonomy places the organism in Eukaryota, Metazoa, Chordata, Actinopteri, Lampriformes, Lampridae. The record is from RefSeq and is a predicted model, not a curated record. Bases 120 to 1094 code for a protein of 324 amino acids.
GUCUAUCAGUAUAAGCAACCCACAAAUGGGCGAAAGAAUCCGUGUACAGUGACAUUUCCUUGACAUUAGUUGACGAUUUGCAGUUCUUCUCUCGAAAGCACCAAAUAUUUGGGAAAAAAAUGCGACGCCUUGGCUCGGUGCAACAGAAAAUGGCCUGCGUGUUUGUCCCGGACGUGAAAGAGGAGCAGUCCAGAAAACGCGAGUGCCAGCAAUUUCAGGUUAUUGCCACAGAAAAUGUGAAUCCUGUGGCAGUGGAGGCUAAUGUUGAUUGUGCACAUGCCACAGAAAAACUGGAUGGCACUUGCUGUUAUGUGUCACUUUAUAAAGGUCAGCCAUACCUGUGGGCCCGACUUGAUAUGAAACCCAACAAACAGACAGAGAAGCGAUUCAGAAAGUAUCAGCAUUCUCACAAGACUUCACAAGGUUUCAUGUGGAACUUAGAGGAAGAUUUUAAGGUGGUCCCAGAAACCUGGAUCCCGGCUCAUAAGGUCAAGCAUCAUAAUGGACAUCCAGUGCCGGAUGAACAUGGGCAUAUUCCAGGUUGGGUUCCAGUGGAGAUGGACAACAAGCAGUACUGUUGGCACUCCUCUGUGGUGGACUAUCUGGCCGGUGUCGCUCUAGUGCUCAGGCCUGAUAGUGAGAGUGAAGAUCUGUUGGAAAUUGCUGCAGUUCCUCUAGUGGACCUCGUGGAACAGACGCUGGAGCUCAUCGGUACCAACGUCAAUGGGAACCCUUAUGGACUGGGGAGUAAAAAGCAGCCGGUGCAUGCCCUAGUGUUACAUGGGAGUAUUUGUAUCAGAAACCCUCCCCCAGUGGACUUUCAGCAGCUUCGUGACUGGUUUCAGGAGAGUCCAGAGGGCUGUGUAGAGGGCAUUGUCUGGCACUGCAAUGACGGCACUUUGGUUAAGGUUCAUCGUCACCACUUGGGGCUAAGGUGGCCUGACGGCAACACCUUCUUUGGCGGCAGGCCUGUGGUCAUCAACAUCAACAGGGCGGUUGACGAAUACAACAGCAGCAAGGACUUGUUCAUGCUCUUUUCAAUACUAAAUGGACGCUGCUUCAGCCAACUGCAGGACAUCCAGUUUGACUCAUGAAAUCUGGUCCUACGUAGGAGAUGCAACAUUGCUUCAGGUUCCAUAUAUUACUGCUCUUAAAGCCUUUACACCAUCAGGAUUUAUAAAUUUGUCAAUUCUCUUAACCUUGGCAGUAGGUGACUAAUAUUAUUAUUAUUAUUAGUUAUUAAUAAUUCUGUUGGAGUGCUUUGAGAUUCAUGAUAGAAAGCACUUCAUAUUGGCUGUGUGAAGAGUAUUUUUUGUGGAGUUUUACCUGAGGCAAAUUGGGGAUCGAAGAGAAGUUUUGGGAGGGGGAGGGGGUAAUCUACUAUAUCUACCUGUUGUCAGUCUAGGCAAAACAUCUUUGAGAACGUAAAAGUGAAUGCGGGCUAUAUAAACAAACAUGACAUUUAGCUAGAAAGUUAGGCCUGUAGGACAGUGAGGCAUAACGAAAUAUAGGCAUAGAUCUAGCUACCCAGUGGCACCUCAAAUGCUUGGUGGCAUUUAGCUAACCCUCAUAACAACCAACGGUUCCAAUUCAAAGAACAUGUCUGUUUAUACUAUUAAAUCUGUUACUUGAUGGAUUUGUAAGCAAGUUGUAGCUAAUUGCUUUGUGGAAAUGUUUACAGGAACAGUGUAAACUGAGUGACCAAUCAGAUUAACUGUAAACUAGUCUGAAAUUUUGAAGUUGUAAAUGUAAAGUAGAUAUUGUUUUAUGAAGAAUAAAUGAAUGGGUCUGUAAAUAUUCAAGCACUGACAUGGUCUGCUUUAUUGGCAGGCAAGAAAGUAGCAAAAAGCUGUAUAAAGUUAGAAUUGAUAUGUACAGAAAAGUCAUAAAUAUAUUCGACAAUAUCACAAAUUCACUAAUAAGGAAGCUGCCUUGAAGAAGAAUCUAAAUUACAUUCAUCAUUGGGGCCACCGAUGGUUGUAUAGAUUCAUGCAAUUAUCAUGAUAACAUGAUAACAAAUAAUAUCAUUCACCUGCUUAAACAGGGUGUCUUAAAUUAAAUCAAGAAAAUGAAAAAUUUAAUUUCAUUAAAAAAAAAAAACCAUGCCAACCUAUCUCAAUCAAGUUUAAUGUGUUUAAGACUGGGGAAAUGGCCCACCAAGAAAAAAAAAGCAUUACAGAAAUCAGUUUUAUCACUUAAAAUGCUUUAAUGUUUUGAGUAAUUGGCAAUUAGGACUGGGGGAAAUGUACUCCUGUGACCUGAAUUUGAAGGCAA